AUGGCGAUGCCUGCACCAGACGGAGUUGCAGGAGGAUCCCUUCAGGCCCUGAUAGGGAACCUGUCGGCAGCAGCGCAAGCUUUGGCAAGUGCUGCAGGUACAGGAAGUACCAGAAGUUACGACUCUGCAGCUAAGCUGGUGAAGAGUCCGGAUGUGUUCGCUCCAAAGAAUUUGGAGGAGGAAGUUUCACAGUGGCCAGAUUGGAGUUUCAGUUUCAAAGUGUUUGUGGGAUUCAUUGAUCCCACUUAUGCAGAAGAGUUGAAGAAAGUGGAGCUGGCACCACCAAAUCCAGCAGAUUAUACAGUUGGUGAAAGAGAGCGAAGUACAAAGCUGUAUGCGAUUUUGGCCUCGCAGAUCACAGCUGAAGCAGCGCGCCAAGCAAGAAGAGUAGAGAUGACACAAGAGUGGAACGAUGAGGAUGAAGAGCUCAACUUUGUGAGAUUGUGUCAAGAGUUUGAAGGUUUGGUUCAAGGAGAGCUGAGAAGAGUUGAGGAGUUUGAUAUCUCUUCGAGCGAUGAAGUGGAAGAGAUCGAGGAAGAACCGACCGAUGGUUUGAUGGAGUGGUACCAAGGAUGGUGGUUCUUGGAAACAGAAGUUGAAAGAAGUGUGAGAAUGGUUUCUGAAGGAGAUGAAGUUAGGAGAACAGCAAGAGAAGUGGAUGCAUGUGAGGUAGUGCUUGACAGUGGAGCUGACUGCCAUGUGUUGCCUAUGGAUUGGGCAGAAGAAGUCGGAGAAACUUCGAACUUUGAGUACCAUCUGAAAGAUGCGCAAGGGAAAGUGAUCCCAACGUUGCCUGUGAGGCAGAAUGUGACGUUUGUUUUCACGAAGGAGUCUGGAAAGAAGUUGAAGAUCACUGACAGUGCUGUUUGCGGCAAUGUCACCCAACCUUUGUUUGCGGUAGGAAAGAUGUGGAAGCUAGGUUGGGGUACGGUGAAUGAAGAUGGAAGAUUGUGGUUGAAGAAAGGAAGUGUUCGGAUACCGAUAUACUUCAAAAGGCUGGAGCGAGAACUGAAGAAUGAGUUGAAGAGCAAAGAAGAUGAAGAUGGUUGGUUUGUGCUAAAUGACGGCACGCCUGCAAGGUUUGAUUGGUUUAUGGGGAAGACGUUUGACCCAACGGGAAAGAUGAAAAGAAGUGGAGAAAGAGUGUUGAAUGAAGUGGAUUGGAAGAGUAUGGAUUUCUUUGAGUGUACGGAGAUCUGGAAGGAUCGCGAAAGAGUGCAACUUGGGGCGAGUCCUCAAGCAAGGUUUGAGGUGAUGGUCACCUUGUUGGAGAAGGGAUUGAAGGAACCGAGUGACUAUGGGUUGCUCACGAACUUGGCAUAUCAGCCGGAGCUUUUGCAACUUUCGGUUGGAGCUCCAUGGGAUCAUCAGCUGAAGGCUUUGAGGUUUAAGAAGAAGAGAAUUGUGCCUAUUGAUGAUGGGCCAGGACUGCCAAGAUUGGCGGUGGAAGCUGACAAAAGAGUAGAAGAAGAAAAGAGAAGCGAGCCUUCGCCGCCGAGCGACCGCCAAGGAAGCUCAAGUUCUUCUAGCAAGAGUUCGUCGCUAUCUGGAGCAACGCCAGAAGCAAUGGACGACGAGAGCGAUGACGAUGACGAUGAUCCAGGAGAGGUGAGAACAAAGAGAAAAGCAGAAGAUGAAUUGGUGCCCGAUGAAAUGACGUUGGAAGAGUUUCAAAGAGAAGUUGCAAAGAGGAAUGCAGAAGAAGAAGGAGAAGGGUCACCAAAGAAAGAACCAAGAGUAGACGAAGGAACUGGAGAGGUAGAAGAAAGAGUUGAAAAGGUGCCGAGACUUGGAGACGAAGCACGAGGAAGCGCGGCACGAGUGGAAUACCAUAUUCGGAGAUUCGCCAAGAGCGAAGAUCCCGAAGAGCAUGGAGAUGAGUAUGUUGAUCUCGACGAGACACAGUUGUUUCUGGAAGAAAGUCGAGAGUUCCAGAGCAAGACCUAA
Messenger RNA from Symbiodinium sp. CCMP2592, 1947 nucleotides. Lineage: Eukaryota; Dinophyceae; Suessiales; Symbiodiniaceae. The record is from the annotation of a GenBank genome assembly.